Molecule: messenger RNA, 1071 nt
Organism: Helianthus annuus (common sunflower)
Lineage: Eukaryota; Viridiplantae; Streptophyta; Magnoliopsida; Asterales; Asteraceae
Exons: 1
Coding region: 1-1071 (356 amino acids)
Source: RefSeq, a predicted model, not a curated record
AUGUCACACGAGCAUGUUGAUUUCAUGGGAAACCAAUACCGUCCUCAAAACAAUCCCUACAGCAAUACUUAUAAUCCGGGGUGGAAGAAUCAUCCAAACUUUAGUUGGAAGCCCGAUGCUUCUAACCAGCAUCCACCAGGAUUUGCUCUACGUCCCACAGCUCCGACCCAUGGAGCAUAUGGUCCACCUCGUCCUCAGCAGCCGCCUCCUUCUAGUGAUCCUAGUGUGCAUGAUAUGCUUAGUCAAAUCUUAGCUGGUCAAAACACUCAAAAAGCGGAGAAUGAGAAGCGUUUUAGGGAAUAUGACGGUCGUUUCACGAGGCACGAGAGUGAGUUGAAAAGCCAAAAGGCUUCCAUGCAGGCCAUUGAGAACCAAGUUGGCCAGAUUGCCAAGAUGUUGUCAGCGAGACAACAGGGGGGCCUUCCGAGCAACACAGAGCCAAAUCCAAAUGCUACAGCAAAGGCAAUCACGUUGAGAAGCGGCAAGACCGCUCAAGCCAUCCCUCCGGCUGUUUCAGAAAAGCCAGUCGAUGACGAGGAGGUUGAUGAGGAGAUUGAGGCUGAGUCUCCGGGUGAGGUGCAACAGAGGCGAGUCCCAGCAAGUACCGCACGACCCAAGGAGCCAGUGAGAGAGUAUGUCCCUCCCGUUCCAUAUUCGGGGAGGUUGAAGAAGCAGAAAAUGGAAGAACACUAUGGUAAAUUCCUCGAGCUUUUUAAGCAACUUCAUAUAAAUUUACCAUUUGUCGAGGCACUUGCUCAAAUGCCUAAGUAUACCAAGUUUCUGAAGGAUAUCCUAUCCAACAAAAAGAAACUUGAGGAGCUUUCGCAAGUGACCUUGAAUGAAGAGUGUUCAGCGGUUUUUCAGAACAAACUACCGAAGAAGAUGAAUGAUCCUGGGAGUUUCACUAUCCCGUGUUUGAUCGGUAGUUUGUCGGUCAGCAAUGCGUUGGCUGAUCUUGGAGCUAGCAUAAACCUCAUGCCAUAUGCGGUUUUUGCUAAGCUAGACUUGGGAGAGCCCAAGCCAACUCGUAUGAGCAUUCAGCUAGCCGACCGUUCAGUGAAGUACCCUUGA